Molecule: messenger RNA, 6699 nt
Organism: Hyla sarda
Lineage: Eukaryota; Metazoa; Chordata; Amphibia; Anura; Hylidae
Gene: PTCHD4
Product: patched domain containing 4
Exons: 3
Coding region: 644-3367 (907 amino acids)
Cellular component (GO): membrane
Source: RefSeq, a predicted model, not a curated record
UAUAUGUCUGCUCAAUACAAGGGCUAUUGCACAUGCACAGAAGCCACCCAGGACAGAUGCAUGCAGAAGCCUGAGUGAGAAGGAUGCUGCAGAAUGCUCCAUGCUACAGAAGGAAUUCCCAUCUAGACAGUGGAACACCAGCAGCAUCUCAGAGAUCCCCCUCCUCCCCCUCCUCAUUUCAUUGCUACUACACUGCAGUAAAAUGGAUUUAAUCUCUCAGCCUCCCCCUUUACUCCAGCCACCUCAUGUGUUUGCAGUGUCAUAAUUCCUCAUGUUCUGCUCCAGAUGACUUGUGCACCUUGAAUGAAUUGAGUGGAUGAAUGGAUGGAUACAAAGGGGCUCCUGCAUCUUGUCCUCCUGCCAGGGACUGAGGAGGACCAUACAAGCCCAUGCUCUCCUACCAGGCAGACAUGCUAUGGGUUUCUCCUCUGAAGAAGCCAACAUCAAAGAAGGAAGCUUUGUUACUGCAAGAGCAAAUAAUCCCCAGGACAAGAGCUGAUCAGAGGGAGAAGAGGGGCAGUCUUGUUGGAGCCCCCCCAGAUCAAUAUUUGGCAGGCUUGCUGCAACUUGCUGCAGUCUAGAGCAGAGUAGAAGAAGAGUGCAUAGCAAGUGACCAAGGAGGGCAAAGCCCCACAUAUGUCACAUGUGCUUCCUAAGGCCACCUGGAGCAUCAUCAGUGGUGGUGAGCAGGAUCUGCUGGAGGAUGCUGCGGCAGGUGAUCCACAGAGGGCUCAAGUCAUUCUUCUACAAGCUGGGCUUAUUCGUCAGCAGGCACCCAGUGUUUUUCCUCACUCUCCCUGCAGUCCUCACCAUCAUCUUUGGCUUCCUCUUCCUCAGUCGCUACAAGACAGACAGUGACCUGGAAGCCCUGGUAGCCCCAAGCCACAGCCUGGCCAAGAUAGAGAGAAGCCUGGCCAGCAGCCUCUUCCCCCUAGAACAGUCCAAGAAGCAGCUGUACUCGGACCUGCACACCCCAGGGAGGUAUGGAAGGGUGAUCCUGCUGGCCAAGCCUGGGGGCAACCUCCUGCUGCAGGCUGACCACAUCCUCCACAUCCACCGGGCUGUGCUGGACAUGAAGGUGAACUACAGGGGCUACAACUACACCUUCUCCCAUCUGUGUGUGCUGGGCAAUGAGGACAAGAGGUGCCUGCUGGAUGAUAUCAUAGCAGUGCUGGAGGAGAUCAGGGCAGCCACUCUCUCCAAUACCACAACCAGCAAGGUGGCAGUCACCUACCCCAAAACCAAACUCAAGAAUGGAAGACAGAGUUUCAUUGGGCACCAGUUGGGGGGUGUUGCCGAAGUCCCGAAUAGCAAGGAUCAAAGGGUCAAGUCUGCAAGAGCCAUUCAAAUGACCUACUACCUCCAGAAUUAUGGCUCCUCCACCCAAGACCACAUCAACGAACAAUGGGAAACUGAAUUUUGCACACUAAUUCACCAGCUGCAAGAAGAACAUUCAGAUAUCCAGAUGUAUUCAUUGACAUCCUUCAGCUUGCUCAGAGACUUUCAAAAAACCAUAGAGUUGACUAGAAGUAAGAUUGUGGUGAGUCUUAUGCUGGUUCUUCUGGCCGCCACUCUUUCCAGCUCUAUGAAAGACUGUCUAAGGAGCAAGCCUUUCUUGGGUCUACUUGGAGUACUCACUAUUUGUAUCUCCAGUGUCACCGCGGCAGGGAUAUUUUUCGUAACGGGUGGAAAAUAUAACUCAACUCUACUGGGAAUACCAUUCUUCGCUAUGGGUCAUGGGACUAAAGGGGUAUUCGAACUUCUUUCUGGAUGGAGAAGAACCAGAGAAACUUUGCCUUUUAAGGACAGAGUGGCAGACGCUUACUCCGACGUAAUGGUCUCAUACACCAUGACAAGCUCCCUCUACAUCAUCACAUUCGGAAUGGGAGCGAGUCCUUUUACAAAUAUAGAGGCGGUCAAGAUAUUCUGUCAGAACAUGUGCAUCACCAUUGUCCUGAACUACUUCUAUGUCUUCUCCUUCUAUGGCUCCUGUCUAGUCUUUGCUGGCCAGCUGGAGCAAAAUCGUUACCACAGUAUUUUUUGUUGUAAAAUUCCUUCGGAGGAGUAUUUGGAUAGACAACCGAUAUGGUUUCAGACCAUGAUGAGCGAUGGGCAUCAACAUUCCUCCCACCACGAACCAGACCCCUACGAGAACCAUUUCAUUCAACAUUUCAUUCGAGAACAAUAUAAUGACUGGAUCACAAAUACAUACGUCAAGCCCUUCGUGGUCAUCCUAUACCUCAUCUAUGCAUCGUUCUCGUUCAUGGGCUGCCUCCAAAUUACCGGUGGGUCGAAUAUCAUAAACCUUUUAGCAAGUGACUCUGCAAGUGUUUCUUAUGCAUUUAUACAGCAAAAGUAUUUUAGCAACUACAGUCCUGUGAUCGGAUUCUAUAUUUAUGAGCCUCUCGAAUACUGGAAUGCAACAGUUCAGGAAGACUUGAAGACUUUAAGCUAUGGAUUCAACACGGAGUCUUGGAUGGAACAGUUUUACCAGUUCUUAAAAGUUGGCAAUAUUUCCGCCUCCAACAAAACUGACUUUAUCAACGUCCUCCAGAAUGGUUUUCUGAGGAAACCAGAAUUUCAACACUUCAAGAACGACAUAAUCAUAUCCAGGUCGGGCGAAGAGUCGAAUAUCAUCGCUUCUCGAAUGUAUCUGGUGGCCCGGACGAGUGAGAACACCCAACGAGAGGUAGUGGAACUGCUUGAAAAGUUGAGGCCACUCUCCUUGAUACAAAGCAUUAAGUUCAUCGUGUUCAACCCUACCUUUGUUUUUAUGGACUACUAUGGCCUGGCUGUUACUAUGCCUGUUCUGAUCUCUGGUUUUAGUGUUUUGCUGGUGUUGAUUUUGACCUUUUUCUUGGUUAUUCACCCUUUGGGGAACUUUUGGCUGAUCAUUACCGUCACGUCUAUUGAGUUGGGUGUGUUGGGCCUAAUGACAUUAUGGAAAGUUGACAUGGAUUGCGUAUCGAUCCUGUGCCUUAUGUACUCUUUGAAUUUUGCCAUAGAUCACUGUUCCCCUCUGCUAUACACAUUCGUCUUAGCCACUGAGCACACGAGAACUCUAUGCAUACAAGAUUCCCUCAAGGAGCAUGGCACAGCUAUAGUCCAGAAUGUUGUAUCGUUUCUCAUCGGGCUGGUACCCCUUCUGUUUGUGCCUUCGAACUUGACCGCCACACUGUUUAAAUGCUUGCUGCUGACUGGUAGUUGCACGCUACUGCACUGUUUCGUCAUUUUGCCUGUUUUCUUAACCUUUUUCCCUCCUUCUAAGAAGCGUCACAAGAAAAAGAAAAGGGCCAAAAGGAAGGAGCGAGAGGAGAUCGAAUGCAUAGAAAUUCAGGAAAAUGCAGAUCAUGUGACUUCGGUUUGAGCCAAUUCGAUAAGAAGUCACAUAGACUGGACCUUCACAGGGAAAGUAGGCAAAAAAAAAUCAGCUGCUUGCUCCGGCCAAAGUCGCGAGAUAUAUUAAGAAGGGGUAUUUUUUGAAACAUCAAGGUGCAAGAUUUUUUUAUACUUUUUUAUAAAAGAAAAAACUAAAAUAAUUCUACGGUCUGAUUUUGUAUUACCUCAUUUUCAUAAUGACUCUGUUUGGUGGAAAUAGGGGGUCGAGCCAGUAAUCCCCUCUUGUCUGCAGUUGUUUCGGUAUUUUCACUAGAGCAAAAAAAUAAUAAUAAUAAUUUAUUAAAUUCUAUUUGUAUGAUUAUGUUCUGUUGUUGCAUUAUGCAUUCUCGCCUUUAUGCAUUCUCGUAAUGAAAAUGCUAAUGUGAACAGAGCCCACAAGAACCUUGCGGGUGGAGUUUUGGGCAUCAAACACAUGGGGCAGAUUUACUUUUUGCACCUUUAUAACUGGCGCACAUGCGUUGCACCACGCUUAUUGAAUUUUGUCUGACAAAGGGGCGUGGCUCCACAUGAAGCAAAAGGCACCAAAAAUGUUGGUAAAAUGUUGAUGUUAGGUAAACCAAACAAUAGGGGGUAUAAAGUAACACCAGCUUGCCCAGCAGCAGUAUACUAAUAGAGCUGGAGAAGAGGUACAUAAUUGCUUUAUAUACUGAUCCCAUAGAUAUAGCAGCAGCAGUAUACAGAUAGGGUGGGGAGGGGAGAUGUAUAACUACUAUAUAUUUUUAUCCCAUACAGAAAGCAGCAGUAUACAAAUAGAGUUGGAGGGGAGGUGUAUAACUACUUUAUUUCCUGAUUGAAUAGAGAUUGCAGUAGCAGUAUUUAGAUAGAGCUGUAGGGAAGGUAUAUAACUACUAUAUAUGCUGAUCCCAUAGAGAUGGCAAGAGAAGUAUACAGAUAGAGCUGGAGGGGAGAUCUAUAGCUACUAUAUAUCCUGAUACCAUAGAGAUAGCAGCAGUAUACAGAUAGAGGUGGAGGGGAGGUAUAUAACUACUAUAUAGCAUAAUUCCAUAGAGAUAGCAGCAGCAGUAUACAGAGAGAGCUGGAGGGGAGGUGUAUAACUACUAUUUAUCCUUAUCCCAUAGAGAUAGCAGCAGUAUACAGAUAGAGCUGGAGGACAGGUAUAUAACUACUAUAUAUCCUGAUCCCAUAGAGAUAGCAGCAGUAUACAGAGAGAGCUGGAGGGGAGGUGUAUAACUACUAUUUAUCCUUAUCCCAUAGAGAUAGCAGCAGCAGUAUACAGAUAGAGCUGGAGGGGAGGUUUAUAACUACUAUAUAUCCUGAUCUCAUAGAGAUAGCAGCAGUAUACAGAUGGAGCUGGGGGGUAUAACUACUAUAUAUCCUGAUCCCAUAGAGAUGAUCUGCUUGAAUUAAACAGAUGGCGCUGUAGGACUAGUGAUGGUGAGUGUGCAUGAUAGGGGCUAAAAACACUUGGAGUGCUUCUUUAAGAGAAGUAAAGCAAUUCCUUCAGUUGAACUUGAUGGUGAUGCCGUCAUAUAUCCGGUAAAUGUUGUAUAAACGUAAUUUAAAUGCCACGUACAGUAUAAAAAAAUGUCACUACCCUCGGUUCAUAACUUUUAAUUUAGUCCCUAAAAGGAAACCUGUCAUCAGAUUUUACCGUACAUAACAUGUGGCAACGCUUUAUAUUUAGUAAAAUUUUCUUCCUUACCAUCCCUGCAUACAUUCCUGCCCACAGCAAUGGUGAAGAUGUGAAGUUUGAAAGGUGUCCCCGUCUGCCUUUAAGUAGUCCCCUGGGAGGUAGCCAUCCUCUUCUAGCCCCGUCUGCUGCGGCUGUAGUCACGCCCCCUUAGCGUGAUUGACAGCCCGUGUCACUGCUCUACUCCCUAAGCAGAUCAAUGACGUGGGCCGUGUCUGGGCUGUCAAUCACACUGAGGGGGUGUAAUUACAAGAAGAACAGAUGAGACUAGAAGAGGAUGGCUCCCGCCCAGGGGACUACCCACGAGCCAGGGCAGGACACCUUUUGCCGCAUUAUAUAUGGUAAAAUCUGAUGUCAGGUUCCUUUUAAUAAAUAACAGAUUAAUAUAUUGUAAUGUUAGCACCACCUACUGGUCACUGCUGCCAUUUGCAGCCCUACCAUAGAAAACGCAAGUAGUAGCAGCUACUUUUUUUUUUUUAAUCUUUGGGAUAAUAACUUUAUUACAUUAUAAAACCCAUUAGGAAUUAGGAAUUAUUUGAGGGGGCCCAUUGCAUUUCCUUGCAUUACAUUGACAGCUUAUUUAUUUUACACCGUGCAAUGCUUCAAAUGUCCUGUGGUGGUGCUGCGGGUAAACUGAACCCCUUCGGCCAGGUUCUCCCACUGAUCACAUAUGAUCGCUGGAGCAGCUGGUAAUGUUCUAUGAUCAUCGACCCUUGUAACAAAGGGGGAUCGUAAAAAAAAGAAAGUGGACAACCCCUUUAAGGGUUAUGGACAGAUGUCCUUUUUCUCUCGCACAUGGGGAUUAGAGGCUAAAAGACAAGGGUUUAAAGGGGUUAUUCAGGAAUAGAAAAACAGAGCUAAUUUCUUUCAAAAACAGCUCCACUGCUGUCCCCAGGUUGUGUGUGGAAUUAAAACUUGGCUCCGUUCACCUCAAUGGAACUGAUCUGCAGAACCACACCCAACCACACCCAACCAAUUUUAAGAAAUUAGCUCAGUUUUUCAAUUCCUGGAUAACCCCUUUAAAGGGGUACUCUGCCCCUAGACAUCUUAUCACCUAUAUUAUCUCCAGACCCCUAUAUUGUGGGGCUGUCCCAAUCAGCUUUGUGUAAGUUCUUUAUUUGACAAUAAAACUGAUUAGCACAGUUCCACAAUAUAGGGGUCUGGAGGUAAUCAGUGCUCCACAACCUAUGUCCGAUGGGACCUCUAGAUGUUGCAAAACUACAUCUACCAGCAUAUCCACACAGCUAAUGGCAUGCUGGAAGGAGUUGUACCUCUGAUAAAGCUGGAGGGCCACCGUUUGGAGACCCCUACUCUAUAUUGCCAGAACUUAAAGGGGACAAAGAUUGAGGAGCACUGAUUACCUCCAGACCCCUAUAUUGUGGGGCUGUCCUAAUCAGCUUUAUGUAAAAAAAAUGGUAUAGGGGAUACUCCAGUCAGGGGUCUUGCAGGGUCAGGGGUCUUGUAAUGUUGGGAGGUAUGACUAUACCAACUGGGAGUUGUAGUUCGGCAACAUCAGGUCCACAGUUUGGAGGUCACCCAUUAAAAGCAAGGGUAUUCCAGUGCAAGAUGCCGAUCAUUUCAUCCUGAAUUGACACAUGCCACCUCAAAAAUUAUGUUAAAAUUGCAAAAAAAAAAAUUUUACUUUCCAA